Messenger RNA from Marasmius oreades (fairy-ring Marasmius), 1407 nucleotides. RefSeq lists its product as uncharacterized. The record is from RefSeq and is a predicted model, not a curated record. Lineage: Eukaryota; Fungi; Basidiomycota; Agaricomycetes; Agaricales; Marasmiaceae. The transcript is spliced from 2 exons. Bases 1 to 1407 code for a protein of 468 amino acids.
AUGUGGAACGACUCAGAUGCCAUGAAGCUGUUCAAUGCAAACCUACCAGUCUUCUACAUACGGCCAUACAAUGCAUUCGAUCAACAAGUCAUUUCAUCCGUGGUACCGCUUUCCCCGCCUCAGAUUUGCAUGGUGACUGCGUCGCCUCCGUACCCAAUAUUGCUGUCUAGCUGCCAGGCUGGGUCAGACGAGAAGUUUGCGGCAAUUCGCUCUGCAGCCAUCUCUUGUUUUGAUGUGCAAAGUCCGUUUGAAAACAUGCAUUUGCCUGGGGCCUAUGCAUCUUCAUUUUCCAUAUCUCAAUCUCAUAAACAAAUUUGUUCACCCGGUGUGUCUGUUCCAUCGACAUCCAGUCUUACUGGUGUUGUCCGAACCUCCUCUUCUUUUACUCGCGCUGGGCCAUACCCCAAAAGCCACAAAGCACCACAACAAGCUAAAAAACAUUCUAGAGCCAGAGGCAGCGACCUACCUACUCAAUCUCAACCAUCGCGCUUCGAGGACCUGGCAGUACAGAGCCCUCUUUUGCCUCCCCUUUUGCCAUCAUGUAGAGGUAUCAAUGCCACUAUCAACAUUCGACAUUCGGGGAUACUCCACGACACAGCACAACCUCCAAAACUGACCACUGUUGUCCCUGACCCUGCUCUCAUUUUCGGGUCUCCAGAUGAGGAAAAGCGACUGCUAUACCUCAAGCAGUGGUGUCAUGUCCGUGAUGCCUGGCUUUCCUAUUGUCGUGAGUCAUCUUCUCCAGCAGAGCCAGUUAGUGGUACCAUCUGGAAGAAAAUACUCAGCCUUCCUUCAAUUGGGCCUUGGAAGACAGAGAAACCUGUGAAAUCAAAACAAGACAGCGACCAUCAGGCUGCUACUCAGUUGCUCGAAACAGUCUUUACCCGUCACAGGCCUAACUCUUCUAUCAUCUCCAGCAUGAAUUCGGUGACAAUUUCUACUUCAGAGGCAAAACGACUUGUACGUGAGCUCACCUUCAUCAACUUCCGACACCAGCUUCUUUCGCUCGACGCAGUAGUGGACCAGACUGCUCCAGAACCAAAUGCCUCUAUUACUGCUGUGGAAUUGAAGGUACUGGUUGCCAACCAUCGCCGUAAUCGAAAGGGAGUUGUGAAUGCGAUUUUCGGUAACGGAGGAGACGUGUUUACCUGGAGUGAUGUAACUCUAAGGACUGGGUUUGUGGCUGAUUCUUGGGCCCAUAGAGUGGGUGCUUUGCGAAGCUUUUGGAGGUUGAUGAGUGACUGGCCUGUUGAUAAGUCUGGAAUUUGGAAUUGUGGACUAGAUCCCAAUCUGCCGCAUCUUGUGGGACCGGGAAAAGAGUGGGAGACUCUACUAUUUCAAACUUAUGCACAGACAUAUUUCAAUUUCUUAGGACAUCCUCCCAUUUUACCAAGAGUUUUUGGGUGA